This is a messenger RNA of Knipowitschia caucasica, 1026 nucleotides long. The record is from the annotation of a GenBank genome assembly. Lineage: Eukaryota; Metazoa; Chordata; Actinopteri; Gobiiformes; Gobiidae.
AUGGCCCCGCCUAAGAAAGGGAAGAAAGUGGUGAAUCAAGAAGAGCUGCGGCGAUUGAUGCGAGAGAAGCAGCGACAGUCGUCCGAAAAGAAGCGAGUGGAGUCUCCUUUUGCCAAAUACAACAGCCUCGGCCAUCUGAGCUGCGUCCUGUGCAAUAUACAAGUCAAGUCUGAUCUGCUUUGGACAACACAUGUGCUCGGUAAACAACAUAAAGAGAAGGUUGCAGAGGUGAAAGGGGGGAAAGAGUUGCCCCAGAGUCAAGCUGUGAAGAGGAAAACUGCGGAAGCGGACGAAGUUUGCUUUAAAAAGCCAAGACCGAUUCUAAACGCGAAUCAAUCCACGUCUGGAUUGCCUGCAGGCUUCUUCGAGAAAUCGGGCGCUCCCCCAAAAGCUGCCAACUUGUUAGCUGGAGCAUAUGACGAUGAUGAUGAAGACGAGGAAGAUGACGAGAAACCCAAACCCACAAAUGCAUCUACUGGUCAAAGUGGUAGCGCAGAGGCUUCUGGGAUCCCCGCUGAUUUCUUUGACAACUCGAUCCCCUCCGUCCCAGCAAUUUCUCACUCUGGAUCCAUCCAAAAAGCAGAGACUCCAGAGAAGGAAAAGCCAGAAAAGGAUAAAGCUGCAGAGGCUAUACCAGAGGGCUUCUUUGACGACCCAGUGACCGACGCCAAGGUGCGUAAUGUGGAAGCACCCAAGGAUCAAAUGGACAAGGAGUGGGAAGAGUUUCAAAAGGAAAUGCGACAGGUGAACACCAAAUCUGAGGCUAUAGUGGCGGAGGAGGAUGAAGAGGGACGCCUGGAGCGGCAAAUAGAUGAAAUUGAUGAACAGAUUGCGUGUUACAGGAGAGUGGAAUUGCUCAGGGACAAGCGUGAUUUGGCAAAAAGUAAAAUGCAGACUAAACACGUGGAGCAGAUGGAAACAGAUGUCAGUAUGGAGGAGGAGAUGGAGAUGGAGGAAGAGGAGGAUGAAGAUGAGCUGCUUGGAAUUCUAUCCCAGGACUGGAGGGCUAAAGGGGCACUGUCAUAA